This is a messenger RNA of Austrofundulus limnaeus, 964 nucleotides long. RefSeq lists its product as uncharacterized. Gene Ontology annotation, molecular function: DNA binding; zinc ion binding. Lineage: Eukaryota; Metazoa; Chordata; Actinopteri; Cyprinodontiformes; Rivulidae. The record is from RefSeq and is a predicted model, not a curated record.
GAUGGUUUUGUCUGAUUUAAAACACGUUUGAAAACAAAUCAGGUCUUCAGACUAAUGAAAAUAAAGGUUUAGAGUUAGUAAUCAGAUCAUGUAUUUAUUGUAGAAGUCUUAAAGGAAAUGUCCGGCUCUGCGUGGUGUGCAUGUGAAUUCCGCCCCUCUGAGAGGACCCUGAAGGCAGCAGUGGAGCAGAGGACGAGCAGGGGUCUCUGAGUGGAUGAUCCUCGUUAACAACAAACAAGAUGGCCCCUGAGGCCACGCCCACUCGCUGCAGAACACACUGCCACUGGCCAUGGUAGCGAAGAGGGCGGGGCUUCUUCAAAUUCAGAGAUGGAUGAGGACAUUCUGGACGAACUCCAUCUGGGGGCGGAGCUUGAGAUGACAGCAGAACUAACAGAACAUCCUGAGGGGGCGGAGCUCCAUCCAAACCGUAAACCAAUCAGGAAAGAUGCGGUGGUUACCUGGAAGCAGGAGGAGGAGGGCUGGAGGCGGAAGUUCCCUGACAUCAAGGAGUGCGUCAUCGUUGUCGUCCGUCUUUCGUCCAGUCAGCUGAAGACGAUGGAGGGCAGGAGGCGGAGCAAGAGGAUCAGGUCACGUGACCCGUGGCCAGAGGGGGACUGGAUGCAGCCGCUGGAGCUGAACGGCAUCGGCACUUCAACCAGUUUCGUGAAGAAGCUGGAGGUGAAGUUUCAGUCUGAGCUCGACUCUGCAGACUGGCCCUGGAAACCCCAGAGGAGUCUGAAGCUGACGCGCUGUCCUUCUGUUUCCCCUGGCUCCGCCCACCGCCAUCCACACAUCAACAACACAAACAACGAGGACUUCAACCACGAGCAGAAACCAGCUGACCACAACUACUGCCUCCACAUGGAAACACCAAGCUCACCUGAGUUCAGCAGCCAAUCACAAGACAGCAGCCUGACGUCCAGCUAUGGACUGAAAGAGGAGGAGCUUAGCUGUUUGUCUGCAG